Molecule: messenger RNA, 1275 nt
Organism: Mangifera indica (mango)
Lineage: Eukaryota; Viridiplantae; Streptophyta; Magnoliopsida; Sapindales; Anacardiaceae
Product: loganic acid O-methyltransferase-like
Exons: 3
Coding region: 1-1275 (424 amino acids)
Biological process (GO): methylation
Molecular function (GO): S-adenosylmethionine-dependent methyltransferase activity
Source: RefSeq, a predicted model, not a curated record
AUGACUGAAAAAACGAAACUCCACUGCACAUACUCCAUGAUAUUUCGAUAUUUCCAAUCAGGGAUAGUUAUCAUCGGACCCUCACCUCUUUGUUUUCAUCAUUUGCUUAAAUGGAUUCCUUCUCCUUAUAAUGAAAAUGGGAAAGAAAACAUCAAAGACUUUGAUAAAAUCAAGAGAAGGAUGAGCAACAACAGAAGCUCCAGAGAACCAGAUUCUUACACCAUGAAUGGCGGAAAAGGAGCUUACAGCUACUCCAAUAAUUCAUCUUCCCAGAGAGCAGGCAUCGAGGCCUCCAAGGACAUAAUUGAUGAGGCAAUUUCUAAGGAGCUCGAUUUAACAAAGCUCUCUUUGACAUCAAAUGCAUUUUCUGUUGUAGAUUUGGGAUGCUCAACCGGACCCAACACAUUCAUCGCCGUCCAAAACAUACUUGACUCUAUCAAACAAAAAUACCAAUCCCUCAGCCUUGAUUCUGAAAUUCCUGAAUUCUUAGUAUAUUUCAAUGAUCGUACAUCGAAUGAUUUCAAUACCCUUUUCGCUUCUCUCCCUCCAAACAAGCAAUACUUUGCAGCCGCCGUGCCAGGUUCUUUCCACGGCCGGCUAUUUCCAGAGUCUUCCAUUCAUUUUUUUCAUUCAUCUAGUGCAUUGCACUGGCUUUCUAAGGUUCCUGGUGAGUGUCUGAACAAGAAUUCUCUAGCUUGGAACAAAGGGAGGGUUCAUUAUACAAAUGCAGGCAGUGAAGUUUAUGAUGCAUAUGCAGGUCAAUUUGCAGAAGAUAUGGGGAAGUUUUUAGAAGCUAGAGCGAAAGAGAUUGUGUUUGGAGGAAUGAUGGUGUUAAUCUUGAGUGGAAUUGAAUCUGGAAUGUGCCAUUCUAAGCAGCCAGCAGGUCUCUUGUAUGAUCUUCUUGGGGCCUCCCUCAUGGAUUUGGCCAAGAAAGGAGUGAUAAAUGAAGAAGAGGUGGACUCGUUCAACCUGCCAUUGUACACUGCAACUCCUGAAGAAAUGAGAGAGAGAGUAGAAAGAAACGGGUGUUUCAGCGUGGUGAGAAUGGAGAUGAUGAAAUCCAAAUUGAUGAUGGAUGUCUUUCUCACAAAUGUGCAUUUGGCGACGAUGAUAUUGAGAUCGACCACUGAAGAUAUUGUCUCCAAGCAUUUUGGGAGUGGAGUUAUGGAUGAAGUCUGCCAACAGUUUUCUGCAAAAGCUCUAGAUAUUGCUAAAAAGCUUAAUCCUGAAGAGUAUCAAGGAUAUCGUUUACUUGUCAUUUUGAAGCGUAAUUGA